GAGAGUCGAGGGGAAAAAGUCCCUUAUUAAAAUACUCAUCAGGAUGCUUUUAACUCCAUCCCGAACAAUGACGGCUGCUCAGAGCCCAAUGCUUACCCAAGCAGGAUAACACUUAGACCCUGCCCUCUGGCCCCUGAAAGCAACAAUCAGAUUCACAACACUGUUGUUGUGAAGCAGUGAGGGGCAGUGAGAAGCAGGCUGAACUAAAAGUGUUACUUCUUCUGUACAGCGAUGGAUUCCCAGGCUCCGGAAGGAGACUUCUCAUGCUCCAUCUGCCUGGAGUUGUUCAAGGUCCCUCUGAGUUUGAGCUGUGGCCACAGCUUCUGCAAGUCGUGCAUUGAGAGCCACUGGGCGGUGCAGACAGAGGAGACUGGGUUCUCCUGCCCCGAGUGCCGUCGGGUUUAUUACCGCAAACCAGAGCUGAGCAAGAACGUGUUCAUAGCCAACAUGAUGGAAAUGCUCACGGAAAUUCCCAUAAGCCCACGCGCGGGGACCAACAGCCCACGUGGAGGGAUCAACAGCCCACGCGCUGGGAUCAACAGUCCACGCGGAGGGAGGAGAUGCGAGCCUCACGGGCAGGGCCUGGAACUCUACUGCAGGACGGACGCACAGCUGAUCUGCCCGGGCUGCACGAGCUGCCACAGGAGGCACGACAUCGUCCCGGUGCAGGAAGAGCAGGAGGAUAAGUCGGAGGAGCUGAGCUCGAUGAAGCUGCGACUGAGCAAGAGAGAGGGGUCGGAGAUCUCCUUGGUGAACGGCCUCGUGGACUCAACCAAGACUGUGGAGGCAGCAGCAGAGCAGAUCAAGUGGAGGCUGAGCAGCAGCUAUGACAAGCUCCUGCACCUCCUCUCUGAGGACAAGGCCUCGGCGCUGAGGGCCGUGGACAAGGAGCGCGACCUCAAGCUCUCGGGGAUCCGGCAGGAGAUUGAAAAGAGCCGGGCAACUCUGGGCAACCUGAGGGAGGCACUGAGCAGAAUCCGCAGCUUGGAGGAGACCGAAGACCCCGUGGAGUUUCUCGAGGGCUGCACUCUACACUGGGCAAGCUUCACAAGUCUGGAAUGCGAGCAGAUGGAGCCAACUGGGCCCAGCGCGUUGCUGGAGUUUGAGACAACGGCUGCUCUGCAGGAGCAGAUAGACGAGCGCCUGCUCUCGUUCAGAACCUCCACACUUCCGGAUGCACCGCAACCCAAACCCACGACUCCUAGAGGAGGAAUCGGGGCUCCAGCAGCUGUUCUUGUGCCCACGGUGCGGCGGAGGUCAGCUCCAUGGGGAGUCGAAUCAGUCAGAGCUUCUGGACUACCUGCAGUUGCUCGGCGCGGCCUCGACAGAGCGGAACUCAUCAGUAGAUAUGGAUGUUCACCGACUUUUGACACGAACUCAGCCCAUAACCUGCUCCAGAUUUCCCCGGAUCUCAGGAUGGUGGAGGUGACCCGCGACCCCCAGCGCCACCCCAAUCACCCCCUCCGGUUUGAGUUCUGUCCACAAGUUCUGUGCUGCGAGAGCUUCUCGUCGGGUCAGCACUACUGGGAGGUGGACCUUGGUAACAAGGGGCAGUGGUGUUGGAUUGGAGCCGCGUACGGGACGAUCCCACGGAAAGGAGACAAUGCUGCAUGCAUCCUGGGAAUGGGCGAUGAGUCUUGGUGUUUAAAGAAAGAUGGCACCCGCUUCUCAGUGAGUCACGGUGGAGUGGAGACCCCAGUAGAGGUGAGGGAGCCUCUCCGCAGAGUCGGGGUUCUUCUGCACUGGGAAGAGGGGCUCCUGGAGUUUUACCGAGCAGACUCAAUGCAGUCCCUGCACGCAAUUCAUGACCGAUUCAUUCUGCCUCUCCAUCCCGCGCUGGGGGUGGGGGGUGAUUACAUGAGGAUAAUGGAUCUGAGCUGUGAAUCCUGAGGGUAGAGAGCGACAGAAAUCCAAGAAACAGAAGGGAAGUUAGAGGAGAGGGGUGGUGACGGUGGAGGGGUGAGGGGACGA
Lethenteron reissneri (Far Eastern brook lamprey) is the source of this 1971-nucleotide messenger RNA. Its product is annotated as E3 ubiquitin-protein ligase RNF135-like. Gene Ontology annotation, molecular function: protein binding; zinc ion binding. Lineage: Eukaryota; Metazoa; Chordata; Hyperoartia; Petromyzontiformes; Petromyzontidae. The record is from RefSeq and is a predicted model, not a curated record.